GACGACGCAGGCAGGGGGGCGAGGGCACGCGGCCUCCGCGCGGACGCUCCGACCGACCUGUCGCCGCCGCCGCGGGCCGCCCAAGGGCCUGGCUUGUGAGGUUGCGCGGGCCCAGGUGGCGUCCGCCCGAGCGUCAGGCUUGUUCGUCACCAUGAAGCUGCUGCACCCGGCCUUCCCCGCCUGCUUCCUGCUGACCCUGCUCAGCUUAUGGGCAGCUGCUCCCGAGGCUCACGCUGUGUCCAGGGGGACGCCAGCCAUCAGUGCUGCCUCUUUCCUGCAGGACCUCAUGCAUCGCUAUGGCGAGGGUGACAGCCUCACCCUGCAACAGCUGAAGGGCCUGCUCAACCACCUGGACGUGGGAGUGGGCCGGGACAACGUCACCGAGCCCACGCAGGGACAGAGGAACCUCUCGACGUGCUUUAGUUCCGGGGACCUCUUUGCUGCGCACAACUUCAGCGAGCAGUCCCGGAUUGGGAUGAAAGAGUUCCGGGAGUUCUGCCCCACCGUCCUCCAGCAGCUGGAUUCCCGGGCCUGCUCCUCCGAGAACCAGGAGAACGAGGAGAACGAGCAGACAGACGAGGGGCGGCCAAGCACGAUCGAAGUGUGGGGAUAUGGUCUCCUCUGUGUGACCGUCAUCUCCCUCUGCUCCCUCAUGGGGGCCAGCGUGGUGCCCUUCAUGAAGAAGACUUUUUACAAGAGGCUGCUGCUCUACUUCAUAGCUCUGGCGAUUGGAACCCUCUACUCCAACGCCCUCUUCCAGCUCAUCCCCGAGGCUUUUGGUUUCAACCCUCUGGAGGAUAAUUAUGUCUCCAAGUCUGCAGUGGUGUUCGGGGGCUUUUAUCUUUUCUUUUUCACAGAGAAGAUCUUGAAGAUGCUUCUUAAGCAGAAAAACGAGCAUCAUCACGGACAUAGCCAUUAUGCCUCUGAGACACUUCCUUCUAAGAAGGACCAGGAGGAGGGGGUGACAGAGAAGCUGCAGAAUGGGGAUCUGGACCACAUGAUUCCUCAACACUGCAGCAGUGAGCUGGAUGGGAAGGCCCCUGUGAUGGAUGAGAAGGUCAUCAUGGGCUCGCUGUCUGUCCAGGACCUGCAGGCUUCCCAAAGCGCCUGUUACUGGCUGAAAGGUGUCCGCUACUCUGAUAUCGGCACUCUGGCAUGGAUGAUCACCCUGAGCGAUGGCCUCCACAAUUUCAUCGACGGCCUGGCUAUCGGUGCCUCCUUUACUGUGUCUGUUUUCCAAGGCAUCAGCACCUCGGUGGCCAUCCUCUGUGAGGAGUUCCCACAUGAGCUAGGAGACUUUGUCAUCCUGCUCAAUGCUGGGAUGAGCAUCCAGCAGGCUCUCUUCUUCAACUUCCUUUCUGCCUGCUGCUGUUACGUGGGUCUGGCCUUUGGCAUCCUGGCGGGCAGCCACUUCUCUGCCAACUGGAUCUUUGCACUGGCUGGUGGAAUGUUCCUGUACAUUUCUCUGGCUGAUAUGUUCCCUGAGAUGAAUGAGGUCUCCCAAGAGGAUGAAAGGAACGGCAGUGCCUUGAUCCCCUUUGCCAUCCAGAACCUGGGCCUCUUGACCGGUUUCACCAUCAUGCUGCUCCUCACUAUGUACUCAGGACAGAUCCAGAUCGGGUAGGGGCCUGGGCUACGCGUCCCGCGCCCGAGGACUCGGCAUCUGCAAGGCACCUCGGAACAGGCGGUUCUGUUAAAAACUGUGACACGGACUGUAUUCCUGCAUUCAAUGUCAGCUGUCUCUAAAACGCUCUGUCCUAGGAAUAAGCUGCCUGGUAACCAGUCUCUAGGUAGUGCCUCUCUCCCUGUCCUCUCCCUCUUGCCCAGAGUGACUCUGGAACCUGAGUGCAGCUGAGAAGACAAGCUUAACUUUUUUCUCUGGUUGUCCUGGCCUCUUUUUCUUCGAACCAGCGCUGGGAGAUUUUGAAUCCUUUGCCCUACGAUGCAAAAAUAUAGCCAGUGGUCAUAACUUGGUUAGAAAUAUCAGGAGGUGAAUCUAUAAUUUGGGGUCCAGAAAUCUAAAUGUGUUUCCUGGACCUCAAGAUGACCCAUUCUUAAAUGGAUUCACCUAUUUUUACAGAAAAGGUACAGGAGACAGGAAUCCCUCCUAGUUUUUCAAAGUCUGUUCAGUUGCCUGUUCUCUCAAAGAGCUGAAAGUUGGAAUAGAUGGAUCCGGCAAGACAGGAGGCAGGGUCAUCCUGAGUGAGAGGGGGCGUCGCGCCGAGGGUCUGUGCCUUCGUGACAAUAACUCUCCCCACGGGGGUGCUGGGUAUGGAUUUUGUGGCUGCGCCUGGUGUCUCAUGGCCGUCCAGGUGAGCUGGCAUGUGGCGUCGGCUGCUGGACCUCCCCUUCCUCCAGAUGAACACCGACAGAGUGGAAGGCAGAGAAUGAAGACCUGCAAGAAAUCACUUGGUUUGGUUUUGAUGUGAUUUCCACUCCCCUUCCCCACUCCCAUCUUCUGAGAGACUUUAGCUGCCUCCCUAAAAGCACAUUCUGAGCACACUUACGAUGUUUGUAUUAGAGGGGAGGCUGCACGAGUUUACCUCCCCGGGUUAACACUGCUGCUGCAAAGUGGCAAGUUGACUUGUAGAAUUGGAAUGCAGUUUAUGCUCUUCUUAGACAAGGUAAUCAGAAAUGGAAUCAGUGCAGGCAAAGUCUAGGAUUUGUUGAUCAUUUGAAUAAAAGUAUGAGUAAGAGAACUCUGACACGGAAGGCCUGAAAUUUGGAUCAGGGCACUGCAGAUGUUUGCAGAGCAGAGAACUACUGAUCACACUGCCAGUGGGUUAAAGGGCACUGUCUAGCUUACCCUACCCCGUCCUCCCGCACCCUAAACGAGAAAGGGCGAAUCCUGUAUUGAAUGAAAUAUUAAUUGCUCUAAUUCUCUUCAGAAAAUGGGUUGAUAGACUUGUCUGUGAGACUCUGUGGAGCCCUCUCCUCAGAACUCUGGCUUCAAGGGAGCUCAUCUCCAGGUUCACUAGGUGAAUUGAUUUAUUAUUAUCAUAUUGAUAAUGUGAGAUUCUUUAGCCACUUUGGGGAGCCAGUCUCUCCGGAAGCCUUUCUUAGUGGUGCCCACAGUUGUGGCCCAGGGGCUGUGUUCACAAACUGAUGUAUGUGCGUGACUGACGAGUGCUGGUGCAUUGCCAGCACCUGUGAGUUUCUCUGUUCUUAGGAAAACUUUCCACUCUACAGUAAUUAAAAGCACCAUCUAUUUUGGUUUUUUCUUCUUGGGAAAUGUCUCUCAAACCAGGAAUAUUCUUGAAAAGAACAUGAGCGGGAAAACUGCUGGUGAUGGUUUAGACAUCUUUCUCCUUGUCUUGCCUGUUGACUUUGAUACAUUUAAGAAUGAGCUGAACAAGGAAAACUUGAGUUUUAAAAUUCUAGAUUAAAUAUCAGGACUGACUCCUGAUAGGAUUCUGUUCCAGUUUUACCAAAGAACCAAUUCCUUGAAUGUUGGAAUCUAACUUUUAUAUUAUUAUUAUUAUUAUUCUUACUGUUUUAAAACAAUUCUUUGUCUUUUCUGUUUUAUUUUUCUCAAAUUGCUUUCAGGAACUAGUGGAAAAUAACACUCAACCUUUAAGACUUUAGAAGAUUUUGCUUUCCUUAAUUCACAUUGAUGUAUUACAUUUAUAAUUUUAGCAUUCCCUAUAGAGCUGUCCUUCCUUACAAAUACCAUUAUUCUUGGAGUAGAAUACUUAGAGUUAGGGCGUUUCUAGUUUUAGGAGAAGAGCUCAAAAAUGUAAUCUUUAACAAAUUAAAAAAUAAAAUCUGAAACAGUAGGAUGCUUUCCCUUUUCAUGCAUGUCUAUAUUAACUUAAGAGCCUUCCUUCAUAGACAGCUGCCUCAGAGGGAGAUGAUGUAAGCUGUAGCUGGUCCGGAGCCCCGUCCCGGAUGCAGCGGAGGAGGGGUGGAGACACUCAGAUCAUGCGACUGAUUGGAUGUUCCCAUUGGCAACAGUUUUGCCUCAUGAUUUGAAAAUAUGGCAAUUUCUUUUUGACUUUUAAGUGUUGAAUUUGCCAUUUUAAACAUGUGUCCAUAUUGGGAGUCUGAGGAACAGCGAGUUGUGAGGACUUUUUCACCCCUGGCAUUAGCAUCUUCAACCUCUUUUUCCCCAAAUGGACCAGCUCCUAUUAAUGUUAACAAGGAAAGUAUAUGUCACAUGCAGAAGCAGUGGCCCAGGAGCAGGGGUUCUGCUUCUCACCUUGCCCUGGCAUGCGGGUUGCCUUUUGUCCUUGUCCCCAAAGGUUUUUUUGUAUCUAGUGUCAACUUGGGGCUUUCCCUCAUUGGUUCUUCACCCUGGGUUUAAAAGAGAAGGUUUCUCUGCUUGGGUAUCCUAAGACCUGUUUUCAGUAAGUCCUCUUCCAAAGAGAUGAUAGUAUGCUGGAAAUCUUAAAAAUCAAAAAGUCUGAUUUUUACAAAAGAGAGAGGUUAGGUUUUUAUUGUUUAUAUUUCUUUUUACAGUUCUGCAAUUCCAUCACAGUAUUUUUUUAAAUAACUCAGGUGUUAUGAGAAAAAUUAGAAAAGAAUAUAACUUAUGUAGACUGUAAAUGUUUAUUUGUAAGGUUCUAUAAAUAAAGCUAUAUUCUGUAACUGUUGAA
Equus quagga is the source of this 4595-nucleotide messenger RNA. RefSeq names its product solute carrier family 39 member 14 (gene SLC39A14). The transcript is spliced from 9 exons. Gene Ontology annotation, molecular function: zinc ion transmembrane transporter activity. Gene Ontology annotation, biological process: intracellular zinc ion homeostasis; zinc ion import across plasma membrane. NCBI's taxonomy places the organism in Eukaryota, Metazoa, Chordata, Mammalia, Perissodactyla, Equidae. The coding region runs from base 152 to 1624 and encodes 490 amino acids. Gene Ontology annotation, cellular component: membrane. The record is from RefSeq and is a predicted model, not a curated record.